This is a messenger RNA of Brassica napus (rape), 969 nucleotides long. RefSeq lists its product as uncharacterized. Lineage: Eukaryota; Viridiplantae; Streptophyta; Magnoliopsida; Brassicales; Brassicaceae. The transcript is spliced from 2 exons. The record is from RefSeq and is a predicted model, not a curated record. The coding region runs from base 1 to 969 and encodes 322 amino acids.
AUGUUUGACGGUAUCGGCGACCCCGACGAUCACAUCGCUCAGUACAAGGAAAGGAUGUUGGCGGUUGCACUCCCUAAGGAAUCCCGCGAAGCCACAAUGUGCAGAGGGUUCGGUUCCACUCUGAUCGGACAUGCCUUGCAGUGGUACAUCAAUCUCCCUACCAGGUCCAUAUCUUCCUUCGCAGGCCUGAGCGACAAAUUCGUGGAGCAGUUCGCAAGUAAUAGAAGCCUGGAGAAGACUUCAGAUGGUCUCUACGAGAUCCUCCAGCAUCGAGUGGAACCCCUGCGAGACUACAUAGCCCGCUUCAACCAGGAGAAAGUGGGGGGUCCCCGAAUGCAGCAUCCCUACUGCGAUCUCUGCCUUCAAAAGAGGUAUACUUCCAGACAGGGGGCUAUACAAAGAGUUGACCAUGUACCCUUGCAAGACCAUGGAAGAUGUGUUGUCCCGAGCCUGGGCGCAGUAUCAACACCCGAGCUGGUCAACGCACUGAGACAUUCCGGAAUCCGGAACUAUGGUGUGACUUCCACCGCGAUCAUGAAAGCACCUGAUUCAUUCCGGAACCCGGAACUAUGGUGUGACUUCCACCGCGAUCAUGGCCACAAAACCGAAGACUGCAUCGCGCUAUGGAUCGAGGUCAAUGAAUUACUCCAAAAGGGGUAUCUCCGAGAAUUCCUCUCAGAGAAAGCCAAGGCCCACCUCAGCAAAGAAACAGCAGGGAACUCUAAAGGAGCUGCACCAACCUCACCACCUCGCCAAGAUCGGGUGAUCAUUGUCAUAUCCGGAGGCUCAGAAGUAAGCGGAGUAAGCCUCGCAGCCGCAAAGAAAAGCACCCAUAACGCUAAGCGUGGUCUGGAAAUGACCCAACCGAAGCGCCAACUUCUAGGCACCGGUGAGAUAAGCUUCACAGCUAAAGAGCAAGAGAAGAUCCUAGCUCCCCACCAUGAUGCUCUAGUUAUCUCUCUCACGUAG